Molecule: messenger RNA, 5142 nt
Organism: Schistocerca americana (American grasshopper)
Lineage: Eukaryota; Metazoa; Arthropoda; Insecta; Orthoptera; Acrididae
Product: calpain-7-like
Exons: 12
Coding region: 286-2772 (828 amino acids)
Biological process (GO): proteolysis
Molecular function (GO): calcium-dependent cysteine-type endopeptidase activity
Source: RefSeq, a predicted model, not a curated record
UAUGUUUAUUUUUGUCUUCAGUGCUACGGACACAGAUAUCAACAGUACGCUUAAAAAGUGACAUGUUACUUUUUUUAUGGAGAGUUGGCUAUUAAAUGACGAACCGUCUUUUGAUAGGAAUAUUGCUUGAAAUAUUAGUACAUGAAACUUGAAGUGCUUACCGAUUCCCUGCUGCCAUCGCGUAAUGGUGCACGUUUUUACUUUUGUUAUUUCUUUAACAUGACAGUUUGAGUGAAAUGCCGAUUUAUAUUUGUGACUGGUAGCUGUUGUUGGUCUUUUACUAAUAUGAGUUGCAAUCCUGAAGAACUCAUUGAGGAUGCCGUGACAUCCUCCACAAGAGCUGUGCAGUUUGACAGGUCAGGUCAGCAUGAAAUUGCAGCUUAUUAUUAUCGUGAAGCAGCAAGGUUCUUAAAUGUAGCAGCUGGUAGCUCAGCGGAUGCAGAACAACAGGAAACUUGGAGGACAAAAGCACGUGAAUACGUUUGCAGAGCGAUUCAAUUAGAUAACCUCGUAUGUGCCCAACGCAAUGAAAAUACUGGCAGUUCUGAAGUGAAGCAGCAGCUUCUGAAGUGCAAGUUUUUAUUUCAUCAAGCAUUAAAUGCUGAUGAAGCAGGCCACAAAGAAGAAGCCAUUGAACUUUAUUUAAAUGCUGCAGAUCUUGGUUUGAAAGCAAGAGCAGCAGCUGUCAAUGAUCCUGUGCUCCAUGCUAAACUUACGGAGGUUACUUGCAAUGCUGUGGAACGGGCUGAGGAACUGAAAGGGAUUUCUCACAAACCAAAGGAAACUUCAGUCUCUGUCCAACCAUCUGUCCCUACAAUCCCAGAAGCAAAGAGCCCUAGUAUAUCAGUGAGAGCUUCAUCUCAAAGAGGAACUGGACCACAGCUUCAUCGUGGCAGCAGUGCACAUUUGAAAAUUACUGGACAAGAUACUUAUACAGAAGAAGAGAAACGAGUUUUAUUACAGACUUCAAAUAUAAAUGGAAAAGAAUAUGUACCGUUUAUGAGUGUUGAUUUAUCAGAACGAUUCCAAUAUUCGUUACCAUACACAGACCGUGAUGGUCCACUGCCAUUGUCACCAAAACAGCGGAAGGAUUUUGCACGAUGGGCUCGGCCAGAGGAAUUCUGCUCAGAACCAAAGAUGGUUGUUGGGUCACAUGUUGAUUGCUUCAGUAUCAAACAGACAGUCAUAUCUGACUGUUCUUUUGUUGCAUCAUUAGCUGUCAGUGCAUUGUAUGAAAAGAGAUUUGGCAGAAGCCUUAUAACAUCCAUUAUUUAUCCCCGUAAUAAGAAAAAGCAACCAGCAUACAAUCCUUUUGGUAAAUACAUGAUCAAGCUACAUAUCAAUGGAGUCCCUCGUAAAAUCAUUAUUGAUGAUAACCUUCCACUGGGAAGAAGAGGAGAACUGCUGUGCUCAUAUUCAACAAACAAAAAUGAGUUAUGGAUUUCAUUGCUGGAAAAAGCCUACAUGAAAGUUAUGGGUGGAUAUGACUUCCCAGGAUCAAACAGUAAUAUAGAUUUACAUGCACUGACUGGCUGGAUACCUGAACGUGUGGCUAUCAGGCCCGGUGAACCUGAUUUCAACAGUGAUGCUCUGUUUGAUAAAUUGUUAACUCGCAUGUCAAAGGGUGAUGUACUUGUUACUGUGGCAACUGGAGAGUUGUCAGAUGCAGAUGCAGAUCGCACUGGACUCGUUCCCACUCACGCUUAUGCGGUACUUGACACCAAGAAAGUGAAGGGUGUUCGUCUCCUACAACUGAAAAAUCCAUGGUCACAUUUAAGGUGGCGUGGCAACUAUUCAGAACUGGAUACAAGACACUGGACACCAGACCUUAAAGAAAUCCUAAACUUUGACCCGAACAGUGCAGCAAUGUUUGACAAUGGUGUUUUUUGGAUUGACUAUGAAAGUAUUCUACGUUUCUAUGAUGUCUUCUACUUGAACUGGAAUCCUGGACUUUUCAGUUACACAUACUGCAUCCACCAGUCAUGGAAAGCUGGUGCGGGCCCUGUGAAGGAUGCAUAUAAUGUUGGGGACAAUCCACAGUUUUCUCUUGAAGUAGAGGGUAACACUGGAGCUGUAUGGAUCUUACUUACUAGACAUAUUACAGAGAUAGAAGAUUUUAAAGAAAACAGGGAGUACAUUACAGUCCUCGUGUAUAAAAAUGAUGGAAGGCGUGUGUACUAUCCUCAUGAUCCACCUCCAUUUAUUGAUGGUGUCCGUAUAAACAGUCCUCAUUAUCUCUGCAAAUUGGUCUUGACUGAAGCCAGUGCUAAAAGAUAUACUUUAGUUAUUUCACAAUAUGAGAAAAUGAACACCAUCUAUUAUACUCUGAGAGCAUAUGGCACUUGCCCAUUUUCAUUGAGGAAGAUUGGUGAUCCAUAUGAGUACACCAAACAGGUUACUGGCAAAUGGGAAGGACUGACAGCUGGUGGUUGCGCUAAUAAUCGUGAUACAUACAAUAACAAUCCAAUAUACCAAGUAAUCAUUCAGGCUGCUCAUAAUAACACACAAAUGUUGCUUGAUCUCAAAGGGCCAAAACAGUAUCAGAUUGGUAUGGAUGUCAUAAGUGUUGUUGUAAACGAUCCAAAUGCACCAACAGCCUUUAAACGAAAAGAUUCUGGACCAUUCAGAUCGGGAUUUGUGGUGCUUGACUUACAAGAUGUUCCUGCUGGCACAUACAAUAUUAUUCCAGCCACCUUCUUGUCUAGGCAGGAAGGACCAUUCUUUCUCACUGUGAAAUCUUCUUCACCUUUUAAACUGUCACACUUACAGUGAAAAAGAAACAUUUGCUGUCCCUUCUGAUACUAUGCACAAAUCCAGUUUGCAUUUAAAUUUUUAACGCACAUUAGUGCAGCAGAUAUUAUUUUUAACAGAUGAUUUAUACUCUGGCGGCUUAACAUAAAAAUAACAUUUUACGACUGCUUAGUAAUUCUGUAUUUUCAUGAUCAUUACACACAAUUAAAAGAAAAGAAGACACACAGUCUCUCAUGUGUGAAUUUGAUAAUAGUAUAAACUGUUGUGUAUAUCUGUUUAUUUUGGAGUGACAUCUAGAAACAUUUUCAUAUUUGGAAGUAAUAAGCCUAUAUGCAACUCUGUUGCAUACUUCAUUUUGGACAACAUGAAUUUCCUUUACGUUUUAUGAUUUCAGAAUGUUGAUUCAUAUCUGUAAGUAUCUGCUACAUGUUUCAAUUUUAUCUUAGUUUUGAUGUUUCUUUGUUGGAACAGAUUCACAGGUACUUUCAAGUGCAAAAAAGUGCCAAUAUUCUUGCCUGUCAUUUGGUUGAUACAAAAAGCAUAAUUAUUUUAACUGAUCCUGAUAACUGAAAGCAAUUUCUUAAGGUGUUUGUUGUACUUAUUUUUAAUGCACACUGUACAACUCCAUAGUAAGUUUUGUAGGGAGGGUGGCAUCCACCAGAAAAGCCAACUGUUGUCUGGAUUAAGCUGGUAUGCUACAAGAAACCGAAGUGGCAAGCAUUUUUUAUCCUUAUUAUGAAAUGUUACAAACAGUUGAUUGUUUUCGUUUAUGUACUAGCAUCAAGAAUGUAUACAAACUUAUUUUUCAUUCUGAGGUUUCUCUGUGCCCCUUGAAUGUUAUCUGUUCCCCCUUCGAGAACAUUUUAAUAUGUGCACAAACAAUAUCCACUGUUACUUUACAGUAUUACUCAUUGUAACUUCUGUAUUUUGCUGUACAAUGUGUAAUCACAUUAUGGUCAUGAAUAUACAUGGACAAUCCUUGGAUUUCUUUUCUGUACACACUUUAAAAUUGUUUUCAGAGCAUUUGUAUAUUAUGGUGACACUGAUUCCCCCAAAGUUAUAAGUAAUGCUCAGAGUAAUUUAGUUUACUUGAUGUACAUUUUUUGUAAUCUCAAAUGUACUGUGGAAUUUUCCUUCGGAAUUUAAAAAAAUAUCAUUGUCAUUUAGUUGCCAGUGCUGAUGAUUUGAGUGAAUGGAUCAAUUAAUUAUAAUAUGUGAAAUGCUGCGAAUGUCUACAGCUUAUGAGUCAUCAUUUCAUUUGCCAUAAUAUAGGGAUUUUGUUGCACUUUCUUUCCUCACCAAAUGUUUUUAGUGGGGCUUGUCUGUAUUAGUGUACUACCUUAUGUGUUCUUACAUAAAAAUUCCUAAUUAUUGUUUCAUUUUUUGUUUAAAUGAUUGAAACUAAAAAAAAACUUAAAAACAACUAUGCAGCAUUUGUAGAUGUUCAGUGUACAGGCUGCUUAUGAAUGAAUUACUUUUAUGAUUGCAUUUCACAAGAAGUCAACUGUGUACUGUAAAGUCAGCAUCAAACACUUAACUUAAGAAGAGAAAGUGUGGUACUGUUGCCAGGAAAAAGGAAACCAGAAAGAGAGAGAGAAUUCCCUUAGUGUGCAUUGCAUUUUUGUUUCUGUUAUAAAAAGAUUCUUACAUAAUACAUGUCGUGUGUGUGUGUGUGUGUGUGUUUUUUUUUGGUGGAAUAACCAUCGAAUAUUUUAGUGUCCUUGGUCAGGAGAUAAAAGGCAAUAUUUCGAAGAAAGAUAGAGGAGUAUAGUUCUAUUAAGGGAUACCAUCUGUUUUUAUUUCUAUACUUAUUUGACUUUCAUUUCAGCUUUUAUUACCCUUGUUCAUCCACAUUGUUUAACACAGUAUUGUUAGGAAUUGUGUUUUGGGGAUAAAAUAAGAGUAUAAGAAAACAAUGAGAGGUACUUUCUCUGUGUUUGUCAGUCCUUCACACAGUGUUCUAUUUUUCUCAUUUGUCAGAUAUUGUAAGCUCAUACAGGCAAGAAAUUUCUGUAACUUUAUUACAUUUCACUAAUUCAUAAAAUUAGUGAGAUUUAAAAAAUCAAUUUUGUCUCAGUGUAACUGAAAAAGUAAUGUGGAACCACAUGAGGUAGAAGAGAAGACUGAAUCUCAAGCUUAAAAAACAUAAAUGAGGAAGGAUAUCUUCAGUACUUGUCUGCCUUCUGGCCUUACUUUCUAAGUGACUUGUUCAGUAUUAACCUUUUAUUCCAUCAUGUCAACUCUGUCACUUCUGUCUGUCUCUUCACACACAGUGUGAGAUGUAUUCGUGUUUCAAUGAAAAAGAAACCCCCUAAUGUAAAAGGCUGCUAAGUAACUUGUUGUGGCAUUUCACAAGUGUUACAAAAUGUGAUAGGUGUGAUCAUUUUAAUG